Quercus robur (English oak) is the source of this 2031-nucleotide messenger RNA. RefSeq lists its product as uncharacterized. The transcript has 6 exons. The coding region runs from base 179 to 1828 and encodes 549 amino acids. Gene Ontology annotation, molecular function: protein binding. The record is from RefSeq and is a predicted model, not a curated record. Lineage: Eukaryota; Viridiplantae; Streptophyta; Magnoliopsida; Fagales; Fagaceae.
UCCGCCGUUCAAUUGAUUCACAAAAUUUUCUUCCCUUCAACAAUAAUUUCCACACUUCUUGUCCAAAGUAAUUUUCUUUAGCAUUAUUUGGGGGUCUAUCCUGAGAGAAACUCCUUUACUCCAUUUGAGCUUGAUCAUUCUUCAGGGUACACAAAAGCUAAUUGAUAAUUAAGUUGCAAUGGCAACACAUGAUGUCAAUUUAAACGACGCAGCCCAUGCGGAGCGUUCAAGGCUUCAUCUGGCUGCGUUGAAAGGUGACUGGAAUUCUAUCGAGGACAUGCCAAACAUUCAAAGAGAAAUUACUAAGAAAAGAGAAACCACUCUUCAUAUUGCUGCUGCAGCAAACCAGGAAGAGUUUGUAAAGAAUUUAGUAGAGGGGAUGAGUAGUGAUGACAUAACAGCUGAAAACACUGUUGGGAGCACUGCCUUGGCCUAUGCUGCUGCAACUGGAAAUGUGAAUAUUGCCAAGGCAAUGCUGAAGAAAAACACAGACCUGCCAAACCUAGGUAGUGGGAUGAAACCACUUUUCAUGGCCGCUUUAUUAGAACACUAUCAAAUGGUGGAACAUCUUUCUCGUUCGACAAAGACUUGGGAGUGGGAUAUAAGAGAUCAGACUGAACUAUUUGUCACUUAUGCUAGGGUUGGGUACUACGGUAAAGCCUUGGAAAUGAUGAAGGCCAACUCUAAUUUAGCUACCGCUAAAAACAGAUUCAAUGAUACUGCAUUGCAUGUGUUAGCUCGCAAACAUUCGGCAUUUGUUAGCGGAAGUCAACAAGGAAUUUUAAGGAGACACAUCAAUUCAUGGAUGAAGUUAAAACAGGACUCAAAGCAAAUUCAAGCCCAUGAACUGGUUAAAGAAAUAUGUGUUCGAGCUUACAAAUAUGACGUUGAGAGUUUAAGUGAAAACCAAGAGUUAUCACAAUCACUAUUUGUUGCAGCUGAAGUAGGCAACGUUGAAUUCUUAAUUGAGCUUAUUCGUUUUGACCUUGAGCUAGCAUUGAAAACAGAUCAAACCAAUCGAAGCAUAUUUCAUAUUGCUGUUAAGGAACGCCACGAGAGCAUCUUCAAUUUACUACAUGAAAUAGGCUCAUUUAAGGACCUCAUAGUGAAAAAUAUAACCAAUGGUGGAAACAACAUGCUACAUUUAGCUGCAAAAUUGGCACCCCAGCAUAAGCUUAAUGCAAUAUCAGGAGCAGCUCUUCAACUACAACAAGAACUAUUAUGGUUCAAGGAGGUGGAAAAGGUUGUUAAAUCGUUGUUGAAGGAAAUGAAAAAUGAAGCAGGGGAAACACCGUAUGUUUUAUUUGCAACGAGGCACGAGGAGCUAAGGAAGGAUGGAGAGAGUUGGAUGAGGAACACAGCUAACUCAUCAAUGGUGGUUGCUACACUAAUUUGUUCUAUAAUAUUCGCUGGCCAACCAACUGAUGGAAUAAAACAUAGUUCUGAGAAUUCUAAUCUUGAACUGGCCUUUUCAGUUUCAAGUGCAAUAGCAUUAUUUUGCUCAUCAACAUCCCUAAUAAUGUUCUUGUCCAUCCUUACCUCACGUUAUUCAUACAAUGACUUCCUUGUGUCAUUACCUAUUAAGUUGAUGAUUGGAGUCGCAUCACUUUUCAUCUCAAUUGCCAGCAUGAUAGUUGCAUUUUGUGCAUCCUUCAAUUUGAAAUAUCAUAAUCAUCAGGGAUUUCCAUUGAUGGCUGUUGUGUUUGGGAUCUUUUCCUGUGUACCGAUCUUAUACGUGUUGCUGAAGUACCGCCUAUUAUUUGAUAUAGUCCGAUCUACCUGUUUCUCUAGCUCUCUGUUUAAGCCAAGGCAUCGAUUACUUUACUAGCACGCAAUGGCCAGUCAAGUGCAACUAGUCAACUUUUCUGUUGCUUUCUUUUGAAUCUGUAAAAUGUAAAUGAAUAAAUUUGAACUCCACUAUAUUGCGGGGACGUGCUCGAGUUUGUAUAUUUUUGUUAAGCUUUUCUGUUGCUUUCUUUUGAAUCUGUAAAAUGUAAAUGAAUAAAUUUGAACUCCAUUAUAUUGCAGGGA